Messenger RNA from Jatropha curcas, 566 nucleotides. Its product is annotated as EG45-like domain containing protein. Gene Ontology annotation, biological process: systemic acquired resistance. Gene Ontology annotation, cellular component: apoplast; cell wall. The record is from RefSeq and is a predicted model, not a curated record. Lineage: Eukaryota; Viridiplantae; Streptophyta; Magnoliopsida; Malpighiales; Euphorbiaceae.
AUUAAAUUAAAUUAAAAUUAGAAAACCAUUCAACAUAGAAAUCAUGGGAUUAGGGAUGCAAGUAAUGCUGAUGCUAAGCAUGGCAGGAUGCCUCGCCACAAUUUCAUAUGCUGCAGAAGGGACUGCCACUUUUUAUAACCAUUAUGUCCCCUCCUAUUGCUAUGGAAAUGCAAAUAAGGGGGUAAUGAUAGCCGCAGCGAGCGACGCCAUAUGGAAUAACGGGGCAGCUUGCGGGAGGAAAUACAGAGUCAGGUGUACUGGUGCCACAAACAAUGGCCCUCCACCUUGCAAGGGAGGCAGCGUUGAUGUAACAAUAGUUGAUUACUGUCCGCCAGGUUGCCAGGGAACUAUUGAUCUGUCCCAGGAAGCUUUCUCUCUAAUUGCAAAUCCUGUUGCUGGCAAAAUCAAAAUUGAAUAUACCCAGUUGUAAGGGAAUGCUGCAUAUGGAUAGCAUGCAUUACUGAAAGAGGAAGCAAUAAGUUACAUAUAAAUGGAAUAGUUUAUAGAAUAAUGUCCAAACUAAAUAAAUUACAAUAAAUAAAAAAUCAAAAGAGGAUCCUCACUCA